Psammomys obesus (fat sand rat) is the source of this 1723-nucleotide messenger RNA. It is a transcript of the gene Phkg1, whose product is annotated as phosphorylase kinase catalytic subunit gamma 1. Lineage: Eukaryota; Metazoa; Chordata; Mammalia; Rodentia; Muridae. The record is from RefSeq and is a predicted model, not a curated record. Gene Ontology annotation, biological process: glycogen biosynthetic process; protein phosphorylation. Gene Ontology annotation, cellular component: phosphorylase kinase complex. Gene Ontology annotation, molecular function: ATP binding; calmodulin binding; phosphorylase kinase activity. The transcript has 10 exons. The coding region runs from base 198 to 1364 and encodes 388 amino acids.
UCCAUCACCGAGUACCAAGUCCCAGAAGAAGAGCAAGAGAGCAACUCCAACAAGUGUCUGCUCAGGACGCAGCUUCAGUUCUUUGUAGUCCCCUGUCUCCCAAGGGCUCCGGGACCUUUGGAAUUCUUGUUACUUCUAUUCAAGGGCCUACAAAGACCUAACGAGGUCCUUGGGAUCCUCCUGAGACCCACCUGACCAUGACCCGGGAUGAGGACCUCCCUGACUCCCAUUCUGCACAGGGCUUCUAUGAGAACUAUGAACCCAAGGAGAUCCUGGGCAGGGGAGUCAGCAGCGUGGUCAGGCGCUGUAUCCAUAAACCUACGUGCCAGGAAUACGCGGUAAAAAUCAUCGACAUCACCGGCGGAGGCAACUUCAGCGCUGAGGAGAUACAGGAGCUUCGGGAAGCUACGCUCAAGGAAGUGGACAUCCUGCAGAAGGUCUCAGGAUAUCCGAACAUCAUACAGCUGAAGGACACUUACGAGACCAACACUUUCUUCUUCUUGGUAUUUGAUCUGAUGAAGAGAGGGGAACUCUUUGACUACCUCACUGAGAAGGUCACCUUGACAGAGAAGGAGACCAGAAAGAUCAUGCGGGCCCUGCUGGAGGUGAUCAGCACCUUGCACAGACUCAACAUUGUCCAUCGGGACCUGAAGCCGGAGAAUAUCCUUCUGGAUGAUGACAUGAACAUCAAGCUCACAGACUUUGGGUUUUCCUGCCAGCUGCAGCCAGGAGAAAAGCUCCGAGAGGUCUGUGGGACUCCCAGUUAUCUGGCCCCUGAAAUCAUCCAGUGCUCCAUGGACGACAGUCAUCCUGGCUACGGGAAAGAGGUGGACAUGUGGAGCACUGGGGUCAUCAUGUACACCCUGCUGGCCGGCUCCCCACCCUUCUGGCACCGGAAGCAGAUGCUGAUGUUGAGGAUGAUCAUGGAUGGCCAAUAUCAGUUUGGCUCGCCAGAGUGGGAUGACUACUCAGACACGGUGAAAGACUUGGUGUCUCGCUUCUUGGUGGUGAAACCCCAGGACCGCUGCUCGGCAGAAGAGGCCCUGGCGCACCCUUUCUUCCAACAGUACCAGGUGGAAGAAGUGCGACACUUCAGCCCCCGAGGGAAGUUCAAGGUGAUCUGCCUAACUGUACUGGCGUCGGUAAGGAUCUACUACCAGUACCGUCGGGUGAAGCCGGUGACCCGGGAGAUCGUGAUCCGAGACCCCUACGCGCUGCGGCCUCUGCGGAGGCUCAUCGACGCCUAUGCUUUCCGCAUCUACGGCCACUGGGUGAAGAAAGGGCAACAGCAGAACAGGGCUGCCCUGUUCGAGAACACACCCAAGGCAGUGCUCCUCUCCUUGGCUGAGGAGGAGGACUUCUGAGGGGCUGUGGGGCACGGGGUGGGGGCGGGGAGGUGCAAGCAGAGAGGCACACCCCCAGAACUGUGAGGAGGCCUCAUGCAGGUCUCCGCAUGGGAGCAGGUGGCCCUACUCUGAGCUCACCCUAGAUGCGCAUGGUGUUCCCAACAAACUGCAGCAAUCAACAGCUGGGACUGGGUGUGCAGCGCGUGCCUGUUGUCCUGAGACGGUAGGAAUUCCAGGUUCUAGGCCAGCCUGGGCAGCUUAGGGAUGAUUACUUCAAAAUAAAAAAUAGGGGUGGGGAUGUAACUCAGUAGUGAGCGUGAGGCCCCAAGUUCAACCCCUGGCAUGGCAAAAAUGGAUAAAUAAAUCAAUCCAAAGCA